This is a messenger RNA of Solea senegalensis (Senegalese sole), 2945 nucleotides long. RefSeq names its product ankyrin repeat domain 13B (gene ankrd13b). Gene Ontology annotation, molecular function: protein binding. The record is from RefSeq and is a predicted model, not a curated record. The coding region runs from base 365 to 2302 and encodes 645 amino acids. The transcript has 15 exons. Gene Ontology annotation, cellular component: cytoplasm. Lineage: Eukaryota; Metazoa; Chordata; Actinopteri; Pleuronectiformes; Soleidae.
CACCAGCGGAUGGGAGGAGAGGCGGACAGAGUAGGCAGGGAGAAAGAAAGAGAGGAGGGAGGCAAGAGGUGGAUGAGCGGCUGGUUGAGACAUAAAGGUGUCGCCUAAUCUACUCUCAACACCCAAAAGACAGACUUCUGUCUUUUAGUGAUUUUACGGGACAUACAGUAUGCCGUUUAUUCUAAGCAGAGCGUAAAUCGGGGAGUCAUCCACUGCUCCUGACGCGUAAAGGCUGCCCCUAUUACGCCUUUAGCCAUCUCCGCCGGUAAAGGAUGAUAGGCGUGAUUGUAUAGCGUCAAUUAAUCACAAAGUACCAUUACAAUCCACAGCGAAGGAAGAGCGGGAGGCACAGCAUGAUCCGAGGAUGAUUUCUGCCAAGAAAACUCCGGAGAAGAGUCGCUUUCCUAUCCACUAUUUGGUGUGGCACAACAAACACCGACAGCUAGAGAAAGAGCUGGCAACGAACGAGCAGACUGAUUUAGAGACUCUGGACCCUCGUGGGCGGACUUCUCUCCACUUGGCUGUUACUCUGGGACACCUGGACUGCACUCGGGUCCUGCUGCAGCAUGGGGCAGAUGUUAGCAAGGAGAACCGCAAUGGAUGGACCGUUCUCCAGGAGGCAGUGAGCACCCGAGAUCCAGAGCUGGUGCGCCUUGUGCUUCGUUACCGUGACUACCAGAGGACUGCCAAGAGACUGGCGGGCAUCCCCGUCCUGCUGGAGCGACUACGCCAGGCUCAGGACUUCUAUGUGGAGAUGAAAUGGGAGUUUACCAGCUGGGUGCCCUUGGUCUCUCGUAUCUGUCCCAGCGACACCUACAGAGUCUGGAAGAGUGGUCAGUGUCUCCGCGUUGACACCACCCUGAUGGGCUUUGAACAAAUGACCUGGCAGAGAGGAAACCGCAGCUUCAUUUUCAGAGGACAAGGCUCCAGUGCAGAAGUGAUGGAGGUUGACCACGACAGGCAGCUGGUGUACUGCGAGACCCUGUCCGUCUCGUCCCUCGCGGUGCUUUCGCCCGGCCGGGGGAAUUCGGGCGCCUCCUGCAGCGCUGCCUCAGGUUUGGGCGUUUUGGGAGCGGUGCAGCCCAGUGACGAGCAGGUAGCAGCCAGACUGUCUGCACCUGUGGUGACCACUCAGCUGGACACACGCCACAUCGCCUUCGAAAGGAAUAAGAGUGGUAUCCUGGGCUGGAGAAGUGAGAAAACUGAAACAGUGAAUGGAUAUGAAGCCAAGGUUUAUGCUGCGUCCAAUGUGGAGCUGAUCACGAGGACCAGAACUGACCAUCUGUCAGACCAGAACAAGAACAAGACAAAAGGUGGGAAGACUCCACUGCAGAACUUCCUCGGUAUCGCAGAGCAACACAUGGGGCCAAACAACGGGGCUUUGGUAACUCAGAUGUCAAGCCCUGCAGUGACCAACCCCGCAGCACUGACAGCCGAGGAAUACUUCAACCCCGGCUUGUCACCGACUCAGAGGGACAUCGGCCACGCGUGCCAGCUCACCACCAAGACCCAGAGGUUUAAAGCCAAGCUGUGGUUGUGUGAGUCCCAUCCUCUGUCCCUGGCAGAGCAAGUGGUGCCUAUCAUUGAUCUCAUGGCAAUCUCCAACGCCCUGUUUGCCAAGCUGCGGGACUUCAUCACACUGCGCUUGCCGCCCGGAUUCCCUGUGAAGAUCGAGAUCCCUCUCUACCACAUCCUAAACGCCAGGAUCACCUUUAGUAACCUGAACGGCUGUGAGGAGGGGAUGACUGUCCGCACUGACAAUGAAGUUGGGGUGGAUGGGGACAGACAGAGAGAAACCCCGAGGACAGACACCCCAUCUCCAGGCAGUGACUCGUCCAGUGUCUCCAGCUCUAGCUCCACAAUGUCAUGUCGAGCUGGAGAGAUUCCCCCGUGUGUGUUUGAGGCCCCACCUGGAUACACCAUGCUUGGUGGCAAACAGAGAGACAGCAUGAGGGAGGAGGAGGAAGAUCUGUUGCAGUUCGCCAUACAGCAGAGUCUGCUGGAGGCCGGCUCCGAGUACGAUCAGGUGACCAUCUGGGAGGCUCUGACUAACAGCAAGCCGGGAAUGCACCCCCUGUCCUGUGACCCGAGUCGCCUGGAGAGGACCCCACAGCACAAGCCCCACCCCCCGUCCAGCCUCUGCUCCACCCCCUCCAAGAAGACGACCACCUGCAGUUACAACGAGCAGCUGCGCAUCGCCAUGGAGAUCUCAGCACGGGAGCAGGAGGAGGCGGUGCUGCGGCGGCAACGCGAGGAGGAGGAGCUGCAGCGCAUCAUCCAGCUGUCACUUAUGGACAAAUGAGAGCUGGGAGUGGUCGGGAGAGGGGGAGGUGGUGGGUGCAAGACAACUUUCAAAACUCAUGUAAGGGGCUGGGAAUCAGUGUGGGAAUCAGUCGCCUCCUCCAUCGCCUCAGCCAGACCUCUCCCACUAAGCCAUAUAGUGACGCUGCUGUCCGGGCCUCAGACAGGAAGAGACGCCAUGUUUCCUCUUUGUGAUGCCACAUGGUACGUCUCUUGACCAGUGCCAGUUUACAACCAACAAUACAUCCACCAGUUUAGAAUGCCUCGUGUGAUGAGUGAUUUCUGUCUGUCUGCAGGUCUGUGUGUGAGUGAGUGAGUGUGUGUGUGUGUGUGUGUGUGUUUCAAAACCAGCUCUCUGCACAGGGGUGAACAGGUGAACAGGUCACCCUCAGUCCUGUGAACGGCGUGUGUUCGGCCAACACACACGCUCCAAACUGUGAUGGUCCCUUUGCACAGCAGCCAUUUUGCAGAAUGUGGAAAAUGGCCUUAGUCCUCCAGGUUGGAAAGCAAGGAUUAAUCACCAGGGAGCAACUCCACUGGUGGCAAAGUCUGAGUGGAAGUCUACGGGAAAAUGAGUCACAUGAUUUACAACAUCAGUGAACAUUUUCCUGAGGAGUCCAUCACUAGUUUCAGGUCUUCUUCAA